AUGGCAGCUGUUCCCCAGGAAGAACUGCCCAUCUUAGAGGCAGUCAUAAAUCUCCGCAACCGUCUCACGGUUCUUAAGAAGAAUCGUGGUGAAUUCAUCAAAGCGCAGGACGUCCAGACUAUCUAUCAGGCGGUGGUCAAGCAGGUCACCAAGCUGAACGAAGUCAGAGAUGUCGAAGCGCCACAUGUCCAGAACCGUCUGGAUACGACUCUCGCGGAUGUCUUCAACUUGCUCUCCCUGUUCUUCCUUACGAUUGGGAAGAAUAGGGAGGCCCCGGCGACCUACUCCCAAAUCGCCAGUAUACAACAACUUCUUGACCACAUCAACGAAUCCGGGGUAUACAGCGAGUCGGAUCUGCAACCUUUCAGACACCGGCUCGCGGAUAUCCGACAAAUCGUGCGGAAGGACGCGGAGACGGGUCUCCACCCGCAGGCGAUGAUCAAGCUUCUUGAGCGAAAGUUGGACAAAUGCGAUGCGUCGCUGAAUGCGCUCCAUCAUUCGCUCUCCGAGUUGUCCCCAGAACUUUUGCCUAUACAUCAGAAGCUUGUCACCAUCCGGCGGCAGCUCGUGGCCAUCGCUGCCAAAGCGAAGCCCUCGAAGGCUGACAUGAGGCCGCUGUUGGAAGAGCUGCGGAGUAUUGAUUCGAAACGUGUGGAUGGCAAGUUCGUAGGCCCGGGGGGUGCCCCAGUCCCCUCCUCCCAGGCACUCUGCCAGUCCCUUCUUGAAGAAUGCUUCGACAUUACCCAAGAGAUCCGCGCGACGGACGACGAUGUUUCUCCGACCCUCAAGCCGAUCUACGAUCGUCUCGUGGAGAUGCGCACGCAGCUCGAGGGUCUUGUCAUGACCCAUCGGUGGACGCUGCGCGAGACAGACCUGUGGAACUAUUCCCAGGCAUUGCGCGAGAUCGAUAGCAUGCGUGUGGAUGGCAAGUUUGUGGAUGCGGAUGGAAACAAGCCCCCGGGGCAGUUUGUCCUUCUUUAUCUGUUGAGGAGGUGCUAUGGCUUGAUUUAUCGUCUGUUGUCGUCCAGCGAGCCAGUGUCAGAGGAAUUAAUGCCGAUAGCGAAUAAGCUGUCGACAGUGAAGAAAUGUCUGAACGAAGUGCUGAAGUACGGUGGUUCUUUCUCACCUCGCGAUCUGUGGCCGUACCAACUCGCGCUCCAUCAGAUCGACUCGAUGAGGAAGGACGGCAAGUUCAUCGGGAUCGAGGGGAACGUACCCGAGGGCCAGGGGAUUGUGAUGGCACAUCUGAAUGAGUGCCAUGAGUUACUGGAAAUGUUGAAGGAGUCGAUGGACGAUGAGGAAGAGGGCUAG
This is a messenger RNA of Dacryopinax primogenitus, 1311 nucleotides long. RefSeq lists its product as uncharacterized. Bases 1 to 1311 code for a protein of 436 amino acids. The transcript has 9 exons. NCBI's taxonomy places the organism in Eukaryota, Fungi, Basidiomycota, Dacrymycetes, Dacrymycetales, Dacrymycetaceae. The record is from RefSeq and is a predicted model, not a curated record. Gene Ontology annotation, cellular component: nucleus; cytoplasm.